Molecule: messenger RNA, 981 nt
Organism: Suillus fuscotomentosus
Lineage: Eukaryota; Fungi; Basidiomycota; Agaricomycetes; Boletales; Suillaceae
Exons: 8
Coding region: 1-981 (326 amino acids)
Source: RefSeq, a predicted model, not a curated record
AUGGCAUCAGGUAUACCAUUGGAUGCAGGAGCUUUAAUGUCGACAGUGCUGGAAGGCAUCCUAUAUGGCCUUUCGAUACUCUUGUUCAUCGGUACCAUUUGGUCUUUGACCUACAAACGUCACAAACAAGAUAUUAAUCUCCCAAUUCUCAUCGUGGCAGUUCUGCUGCUAAUACUGAGUACUGCUCAUAUGGUUGUGAAUAUUGUUCGAGUUGAAGAUGGACUAGUGACAAAUCGCUAUGAGUACCCAGACGGACCAUCAGAAUAUUUUGCAGAUGUUUCACAGAAGACUUAUGUGAUAAAACAUUUGUUCUAUGUGAUGCAAACUCUCCUAGCUGACGGUGUGGUGAUUUAUCGUUGCUAUGUUGUUUGGCAAUCUGUUUGGAUUGUCGUCCUACCAAUCAUUCUGUGGUGCAGUGUUGCAGUAACUGGUCUCAUUGCAAUUUACAGUGUCUCGCAAGCCAGUACUGGUGAUGGGAUCUUCGUCAAAGCACUUGCACAAUGGGUCACAGCAUUUUUUGCCUCGACAAUUGCAACCAACUUGCUGAGUUCAGGAUUAUUGGCAUAUCGCAUCUGGAUUAUCCAACGUGGUGUCUCUGGGGUUCACAAUACGUCGAGGAACACUGUGAUGCCGAUAGUGCGUGUGCUCGUGGAUGCCGCUAUUCUGUACUCUGCAGCGUUGUUGACUGCAUUAAUACUGUUUGUCUCCGGAAACAAUGGACAGGAUGCUGUCGUAGACAUGGCCAUGCCGAUCAUGUCGAUUGCCUUCUACAUGGUGCUUAUUCGCAUCGCACUUAACAAAAAACAGCACAGUUAUGUGUCGACGCAGACGAGCAUCAGUAUUCCUAGACGACCAGAACGCGCACAACAACAAUAUGCUAUGAGGCCUCUACAGGUCCAUGUAUCCAAGUUCACACAUCAGGAGCGACCAUCGUCAAGCAAGGAUUCUAUGAAAGGAACAUCUCCACCUUACGACGUGUAA